AUGUAUUUAUAUUUGGCAGAGGCGCUUCUUGUGAGGCGAGACAACAAUGAUGAUUUAGUAUGUGAUGACGAAGGCGACUGUUAUUAUAACACUCCAUGGUACAAUUAUGGUCGUUGGCUAGUGGUAGCAGCUAUAGCUAUUGUUUUUGCUGUUUCUAUCUAUCUUAUGAGACGCAAUGCUGCGAAUAGACUGAGAGGUGCAAUGGCCCCACUUUCUAACAGAGGAUGGACCUGGGUACCACCUACCUAUCAUCAGAGCCAGAGAGAUUAUAGCAACACGACACAAGCUCCUCCUGCUGCUCCUCCAUACAAUAGAUCUCUAGGAACCGAAGAUGCCGGAUAUUACGAUUCAUAUGGCAAUUUCAUUCAGACCGGACCUGUUCAUACAGUUGCCCCCCCUACUGGUCCGCCACCACCUCCGUCGCCACUUUCACCAGUCGACUCUUCUGGCGUCCAAAUCCCUCCACCAGUUUUGCAUCACCCAUCUAAUUACGAAAUGAGGGACGUGUACCCAUCGGAUAGAAAGUCUCCUUCCGUAUUUACAUACGGCCCUUUUCCUGAAGACAGAUAUGAAGAUUUGUCUGGCCCCAGCAAUGGCUCUAGCAGUGAUCCGAACCAUAUUAUCCACCACGAAAACUCUUCCAAUGACCCCUCGUCUGCCGCUGGCGGCCCUUCAUUCGUAGAGCUGGGUGGCGCGUCUGUCCCGCCCGUCGACGACCCCGAACACCACCUUGUCCCCCCUCCCUCCCAACAGCAUAACUAG
Messenger RNA from Sugiyamaella lignohabitans, 762 nucleotides. RefSeq names its product Rcr2p (gene RCR2). Lineage: Eukaryota; Fungi; Ascomycota; Dipodascomycetes; Dipodascales; Trichomonascaceae. The transcript has a single exon. Gene Ontology annotation, biological process: vesicle-mediated transport. The record is from RefSeq and is a predicted model, not a curated record. Bases 1 to 762 code for a protein of 253 amino acids. Gene Ontology annotation, cellular component: intracellular membrane-bounded organelle.